Molecule: messenger RNA, 480 nt
Organism: Scheffersomyces stipitis CBS 6054
Lineage: Eukaryota; Fungi; Ascomycota; Pichiomycetes; Serinales; Debaryomycetaceae
Gene: TRS20
Product: TRAPP subunit
Exons: 1
Coding region: 1-480 (159 amino acids)
Biological process (GO): endoplasmic reticulum to Golgi vesicle-mediated transport
Cellular component (GO): TRAPP complex; nucleus; cytoplasm
Source: RefSeq, a predicted model, not a curated record
AUGUCGUCGUACUAUUUCAGCAUAAUAGGGACACGCGACAACCCGUUAUACGAAGUUGAGUUUUCAUCGUUCAAAAGCUCGUCUUCGUCUUCCUCGACACCUCCAGGCAUAUCCCAGUUCACAGACUCAGUUAAAGAAAUACUACCGUUUGUGUCCAACUCGUCUUUGGAUCUCAUAGAAGAUGCUCAAUGGUCUACGAGUCAAUUCAAUCUUGGUAGAAUAGACUCGUUCUACGGCCUUCUAGUUUACGCAUUUAUAACACAGGGCAACAUUAAGUUCAUUCUCUGUUUCGAAUCGUCUACUACCAAUAAUGGAAAUGUAACCCAGAAAUACGACGAAAACUCUAUAAAGCAGUUCUUUAUCGAGAUUAAUGAUUUAUAUGUGAAGUGCUUGUUGAAUCCAUUCUAUGCAGUGAACGACGCCAUCACAUCACCGGACUUUGAUCUCAAAGUCAAACUUCUAGCCAAGAAGUACCUAUAG